Messenger RNA from Dentiscutata erythropus, 144 nucleotides. The record is from the annotation of a GenBank genome assembly. Lineage: Eukaryota; Fungi; Glomeromycota; Glomeromycetes; Diversisporales; Gigasporaceae.
GAAACAGUUCAAAACAAUACAAACGAAGAUACUAACGAAAAUCUUAAUUUCACACGUGAUGGUGAUGACGACUACAAUGUGUUUGGUACAAGUGUCAUCGACUCCGAUUCUGAAACUAAUGACUUGAACCCACAUAUAGUAUAG